UACCUGGUGAUACGAAAGACGAUUUCAAUGGACUCUUCCAAGCCUACUGAGAGAUCGCCGAUAUCGCAGCGAUUGUUGUCGGGAGGUGUCCAACGAUCUCGACGAAUGACCGACAUUUCACGAAACCCUCACGGAAACCUUAUUAGGCAAUUGCAACGAAAAGCGCGGUUCGUAUUGGAUAACGUGCGAUUGGAGGAGGAGGAUCUUUGCGAGCGUUUCAAGAACAUGCAUCUCAACUACGAGGCGUGCAUAAAAAUAUCGAGCUACGAAGAUCCGAACGAGACGAUUCGUAUAAAGAUAAACGAACUGACGACGCAGAAAAAGAACCUGUUGGAAGAACUGAUACAAUUGAGAAAAAAAGCAGAUGACAAUACAAAGAAGCUCGCCUGUGUAAAGGCCAUGAUCGCAGAACAAGAAGAAAAGAACGCGAUAGAGAUUCAAAAAUUAAAGGAGAUUUCCAAGAACGCCGUAUCCAUUUCGCCAGAUAUAAAGAAACAGAUAGACAUUGUUUUGAAAAAUCAGGAAAUAAAUGAAAGCGAUGGCUAUUAA
Molecule: messenger RNA, 549 nt
Organism: Mycetomoellerius zeteki
Lineage: Eukaryota; Metazoa; Arthropoda; Insecta; Hymenoptera; Formicidae
Exons: 3
Coding region: 28-549 (173 amino acids)
Source: RefSeq, a predicted model, not a curated record